UCCCCCCAUUGGUCGUCAAAACUAAGGUUGAAUUCUCUGAUUAGGAAUAUCAAAUAUGGCAACAAUAAGUGCCUUAGUGGUGAUGACCAUAAUGGUGUCCUUCACUUGUGUAGCAAGUGCACUAAGUGUGGAUUACUAUGAACACACAUGUCCUCAGGUAGAGUCCAUUGUUUCGGGUGCUGUGUAUAAAGCAGCCAUGAAUGAUAUAACUGUCCCGGCUGCUCUACUUCGGAUGCAUUUUCAUGAUUGCUUCAUAAGGGGGUGUGAUGGGUCUGUUCUACUGGAAUCAAAAGGAAAUAAUAAAGCAGAAAAGGAUGGACCACCCAACAUCUCAUUGCAUGCAUUCUAUGUCAUUGAUAACGCCAAGAAAGCAAUUGAAGCCGUAUGUCCCGGAGUCGUAUCUUGUGCUGAUAUUUUGGCUCUGGCCGCAAGGGAUGCUGUUCAUCUGUCUGGAGGACCGUACUGGGAAGUGCCUAAAGGAAGAAAAGAUGGAAGGAUAUCAAAGGCCAUUGAAACAAGACAGUUGCCAGCUCCAACCUUCAAUAUAUCCCAAUUACAACAAAGCUUCUCUCAGAGAGGCCUUUCCUUGGAAGAUCUUGUAGCCCUCUCAGGUGGCCACACCCUGGGUUUUGCUCACUGCUCCUCUUUCCAAAACAGGAUUCACAACUUCAGCCCCAACAAAGACAUUGACCCUUCCUUGAACCCAUCAUUUGCCACCAACCUCAGAACCAUAUGUCCCUUUCACAACAAGGCAAAUAAUGCAGGUUCCCCAUUGGACUCAACCAACACCGUCUUUGACAACGCUUAUUACAAGCUCAUCCUCCAAGGCAAGACUGUUUUCUCUUCCGAUCAAGCACUUCUCACUCACCCCAAAACCAAAUCCUUGGUUUCAAAGUUUGCUAAUGCCAAAAAGGACUUUGAACACGCAUUCGUCAAGUCCAUGAUCAAAAUGAGCAGCAUCACAGGUGCUGGACAAGAAAUCAGGCUCCAUUGUAAACACGUUAGAUGAUCCUGUAUUUGUAUGUCUUAUGGUUUCUUAAGAAAUUGAAGACACGAGGGAGACACAAUAAUUGCUAUUGGUUCUUGAUUGUGACUUGUGAAUAUUGUUAAAACAAUAAUCAUAGUGCUUAAGCUGUUCGUGAAAGUUAAGGUGGUGAAUAACUUACAAGUUUGAGAUUAUAUUUGUUUA
Molecule: messenger RNA, 1189 nt
Organism: Arachis stenosperma
Lineage: Eukaryota; Viridiplantae; Streptophyta; Magnoliopsida; Fabales; Fabaceae
Product: peroxidase 64
Exons: 3
Coding region: 56-1009 (317 amino acids)
Biological process (GO): hydrogen peroxide catabolic process; response to oxidative stress
Cellular component (GO): plant-type cell wall; plasmodesma
Molecular function (GO): peroxidase activity; heme binding
Source: RefSeq, a predicted model, not a curated record